Meleagris gallopavo (turkey) is the source of this 6377-nucleotide messenger RNA. It is a transcript of the gene DDX60, whose product is annotated as DExD/H-box helicase 60. Gene Ontology annotation, cellular component: cytoplasm. The record is from RefSeq and is a predicted model, not a curated record. Gene Ontology annotation, molecular function: ATP binding; nucleic acid binding. NCBI's taxonomy places the organism in Eukaryota, Metazoa, Chordata, Aves, Galliformes, Phasianidae.
AGCAGGAGGUAGCUGGUGGUGCAGUGAGCGCUGAGUGGCAGCAGAUAUAGAAAGGAAACUCAUGAAGUAAUGAUUGACAAUUUCUAGCUCAAAGGAAUAGAAUACCAUGACCUUGUAAUGGGAAGAGUUAUCCUAACUCGUAUAGUUGUAUGAUUAUGUGAGAUUUGAUAAUCUUACCACUGGAAAAAAGAAGAAAGAAAAGAAUUUUCUUUUGUGGAUACUAGAAUCAAGAUCUGCGAUGGAUUCUGCAGAAGAUAAUUUCAAGAAGGCUGCUCAUGAUUAUUCAAGUGAGAGUGCUGAUAGUGAUGAUAACGAUAGCAAGUGUGUUGAUAGUGAGAAAAUAAACUUCACUGCAACUGAGGAAGACAAAGAGAGUGAGAGUACGAGUGACAGUGAUGAGGAGGAUGCAACCGAUUAUGAUGAAGAAGCAGCUGUUGUGCAGAUGCUUAAAGAAAAGGAAGACAGAGAAAAAGAAGAUGAAGACCCGGAUCAUGGUGAAAUUUAUUGUAUCUCAACCACUGAUGAAGUGAUACGGCAUGAAUCACAAAAUGAAGGCAGGGAUUUCAGAGUUUUCCAGAAUAAAUUGAAUUCCCAAAACCUUGAAAUAAGAAAACAUCGUGAAAUUCUGAUGAAACUGAAGCAAAACAUUUGGCCAUCUCUAUCAAAAGCAUCGUUUGUCAGUCUGUUAAAAGACUUUGUUGAGUCUGAAUUCUUUGUGAUAGAUGGGGAUUCCUUACUUCUUAUGUUCUUAAAUGAGGAAGUACAACAUCUAACACUAUUUUACCUAAUUGAAUGCUUUCUGCAUGAUUUCACUCAAAAAGGAGCAAAAUACAUUAUUGUUUUCUUCAAGGAUGUAGAGCAAAUGUACUUCCAGAAUCCUCAGUUUCUUUUCUUACGUACUGCAUUAAUAGAACAUCUGAAGCACAACACGUGCAUCACCAUUCACACAGAAUUUUCCAAUUGUUUUUCACCACAAUGGGAGAUUUUUCUGAAGAAAUCCUAUCCUUAUUUCAUCAUCAUAUCUGACAUAGGUCUGACCUCUCUCCAAACCAACUAUCUGACUAUUUUUAUUGCUCAUUCACUGUCAAAGAAAAUCAAUGUUGUACAUGCUUUUGGACAGGAAUAUGACACUCUUAGAGUUUAUGGAUAUCAUCUUCAGAGUAUGUGGAAACACAGAAUUUUUUUUCAAAAGUAUGAAAAAGAUCUGCAGUGUGCCUGUGAAGCCAUAGUCAGGUACAAAGAACUGUCCAUGUACCUGUAUGGACCUCUCAAGCUGAGCCUGAAAAGCAUAAAAAAUGAGGUUUACCAGACUGUCCUUCUGUUGAAAAAGCUGUGGCCUGAAGGAUCUGACAUUCGUCGUGUGACCUGUGUUCUUACUUGUGCAGUGGGAUUAAAACUGUACAGUGACGUGCUGGAAAGUGCACAUGCUUCCUUGGGAGCAAAACCGGAGCAAUCAGAAAGAGAAAGAAGUAAACCACUAUCUCCGGAAGAAGCCACUGACCUCUGUAGAAUGCAGUGUCUUACAACAGUUUUUCUUCUGCAUAUGCCUCUUUCUCAGAGAGCUCAGAUUAGGAUCAUGAAAUCCUGCUGGACUAAACAAGUUUUACCCUUAAUAAAAAUGCAACAGCUGUGUGCACAUUUUGUUCUGAAACAGCUAAGUGAUACAAAUGAUUGGAAACUGGAUUUAACUUAUCUGCCUGACUUAAAUGAUGAUUCGCUGCUCAGAAAUCUUGCACAUUACUAUGAGAUUGAAUACUCUGAAGGAUUAGAGUUCCAAAAGGAAUUGGGGGAAGAAAUGGAUAAAGAAUACAGGUUUUUAUGGGACACCGUAACCAAACUGACUGUGAACUAUGAUUUUGGAGAUGCUUUCCCAAUACGAAAUACUUCUCAAAUAUUUAUUGAUCAUCAGCAGACAUCAUUUAGAGUCUGUGAUGAAAAAAUUCCUGAUAUAGGACUAAUCCCAUUGAAAUCUGAUCUUGUUGAAGAAUAUGCUGGUGAUGUUUUGAAAGACCUACCUGUUUUAGAAAGCAAUAAUCCUGUAGUUACUUCACUUGCUAAAUACAAAGAAUUUGAUGAGCUUCAUCACUGGCAUUCUGGCAGACCACUGACUGAGGAAUAUGAACGAGUACCAUGCAAUGCAGAUGCAAAGUCCAAAGAUGCAGAUGGAAGAAAACAAAUUCAAAAGCUUCAGACUUUUCAUCGUUUAUAUGGAAGCACUUUGGAAGGUGGCACUUCAAAGUUUAUUGUAUGCCGAAAGGAUGCUUCAGGAAAGGCUGAUGGUGCUAUGAAAAAGACUAAAAUACACAAAAGCAAAGCAGAAAUAAUUAUGGAGGAAAACAACAGGCGACUAAAAGCUAAAGAAGAAAAGAGAGAACAGGAGCAAUGGAAAACCUUGCAGAUACCAAUGGAAAAGGAAAUAAAAGCAAAUCUGACAGUUGGAAUAAAUAAAUUGGAAAAGUUUCUCAAGACAGUUAAAAGUAAAUCUGUGAAAUUCAGUGUAGAAAUGUCAGGAUUGUCGGCCUGUGUAGAAGCAUGGAAAAAACACUGCAGAAAACAAGGAAACAAACCUGAAGAUUUAAGCAGUGCUGUCCAAGUUAUGAGAAGAAUUCAUAUACUGCUUGAAAAAUAUCAAGAUCUUUUGGAGAAAUCACACUUACAGAAGCUGAGUCAAUAUCUACAACUUCUUGGAUUUGAGAAUUUGGCAUGUACUCUGUCUGGCCAGGCCUUACAGAUGAGAGAAGAAAGAGAUGAUCGGAAUAGAAGCAACUAUGAUGUUGAGGUGGGACCAGCUCGCUUUCAGCUGCAAUACAUGGACUAUUACUUGCUCAGAGAAGAGAGGAAUGAUCCGGAUCCCCGCGUGCAACACUUCAUACCAGACACAUGGCAGCGAGAACUUCUUGAUGCUGUAGAUAAUAACGAGUCUGCGGUGAUUGUUGCUCCCACAUCAUCAGGAAAAACAUAUGCUUCAUAUUACUGCAUGGAGAAAGUUCUGAAAACAAGUGAUGAAGGAGUAGUUGUGUAUGUUGCUCCCACAAAGGCACUUGUAAACCAAGUGGUUGGAUCUGUAUACAGUCGAUUCACCAAGAAACUUCCAGAUGGAUUGGUGGUGUGUGGAGUCUUCACACGAGAUUAUCGCCACGAUGUCAUGAAUUCUCAGAUACUAGUGACUGUGCCUCAGUGUUUAGAAAUUUUGAUGCUGUCUCCUCAUCACCAGAGUUGGACCAAAAGAAUACAGUACGUUAUAUUUGAUGAGAUCCAUUGUCUUGGCGGUGAAAUUGGAGCAGAGGUUUGGGAGCAUCUUCUGGUAACAAUUCGGUGUCCAUUUUUGGCUCUCUCUGCUACUAUCAGUAAUCCAGAUCACCUGACUGAGUGGUUACAAUCUGUGAAAAGGUAUUGGCAAUGUGCUGAUAAUAAAAUAAAAGGAGGCUCUACUGACUCUGAGAAGAACUUCGCAGGAAAAUAUAAAGGAAGAUCUACAGUAAGAGAACAAAAAAAAUCAUACCGUGUUAGAUUAGUCCUGUAUGAAGAAAGAUACAAUGAUUUGGAGAAAUAUGUGUGUUCUCUAACAGGCAGUGAUUUUGUCAUUGAACAUUUUCACCCUUGUGCUGCAUUAACAGUCAAUCAUAUUGAGAACUAUGGUAUUCCUUCAGAUCUUUCCCUGUCUCCAAGGGAGAGCGUUCAGCUGUAUGACACAAUGGUAAAAGUCUGGCAGAAGUGGCCAAGGGCACAGGAGAUGGACCCUGAGGAGUUUGUCUCUUUCAAGAAUAAGGUAGUGAUAAAAAAGAUGGAUGUGAGGAAGUAUGAACAGGAACUGAAGAUGGAGUUAAGCAACUGGAUUGUAGUUGGACAAAGACAAAAGGUGAAUGAGGUACUGGAGAACUUAAAGCCCAAACCUGUGGAUUGCUCAGAAUAUCAGAAGUGGAAGAAGUUUGCACUCUUUGUUGACAAAUUGCAUGAAAUGGGUAAAUUGCCUGCCAUAUUUUUUAUAUUUGGCUUAGAUUCAGUGGAAAAGGCAGCCAGGAAUGUCUUCCUGAAUUUGCUGAAAAAACAAUUCAAUGAACAUGACCCUAAAAUGGAGAAGGAAGUAGAAGAUAUAAGGAACAAAUUAAGAAAAGUGAAUAAAACACUAAUGAAAUUUGAAAAUAUGGAUACCAAAAGGGUGAAGCCUAGUAAAAUGGAAAGCAUGGUGAUGCUUUUAUCUAUGAAAAAACAGCUACAGGAAAGACUUAAAAAGCUUACUGCGAUCCCUUCUACGUGUACUUAUGCUGAUCCUAAAGCAGUGGAUGAAGAUACUUUGAGGAAGAUUUUUUAUCGACUUAGGUUUCAGAAAAAUAGUUAUCUGCAUCAAGUGCUGGCACGGAGGGGCAUUGGGUAUCAUCACGGAGCUAUGGCCAUGAGGGAAAGACAAACAGUGGAGAUGCUUUUCAGGCUGGGAUAUAUCAAGGUAGUCACAGCUACUUCAACUCUAGCUCUAGGGAUCAACAUGCCGUGUAGGUCUGUGGUCUUUGCUGAUGAUUCUGUCUUUUUAGAUGCACUAAAUUACAGGCAGAUGUCAGGACGUGCUGGAAGACGGGGACAAGAUAUGAUUGGAGAUGUGUUCUUUUAUGAUAUUCCACUGCCCAAGGUUGAAAGACUUAUCAAAUCCAAUGUACCUCAAUUGAAAGGCCAGUUUCCUCUGACUAUUUCCUUAAUACUGAGACUCAUGCUGUUGGCUGCAAAGGCUGAUGACAAAAUGGAUGCCAGAGCAAAGGCAUUGUCAGUGCUGAAGCACUCAUUGAUGUCAUUCAAAAAAGAAAGAUAUGCUGGAGUAUUAAAAAUUUAUUUUAUGUUUUCUUUGCAGUUUCUUAUCAAAGAGGGCUACUUGGAUCAAGAAGGUAACCCCAUAGGUUUUGCUGGACUUGUGACACACUUAAACUACCACGAACCUUCAAAUUUUGUCUUAGUGAGUUUUCUUGUGAAAGGUUUAUUCCACAAACUGUGCCAGCCAAUUAAGGAAGGCUCAACUGAUUUCUCAGAUGAAGUCCUAGAGAAGCUGGUGCUUAUUCUAGCAAAUCUGUUUGGGAGAAGAUAUCUUCCAGCCUGCUCAAAGGCAUUUAAACACACAUUUUACCAGUCCAAGGUCUUUCUAGAAGAUCUGCCGGAAGACUUUGCAGAUGCUGUAAAUGAGUACAACACCAAAGUUGAGGAAAACUUUGCUCAUUUUCUUCUGACAACAGCCAAGCUGGCAGAUAUGGAAGAAGAAUACAGACUUCCACUCUCAAAGACAGUUGUGUUUGAAACUUCCCAUCUAGAUUUUACAUCUGAAAAAUGGCAUGGCUCUGAACUAGCAUCUUACUUGAUGGACAACACCAAACGCAUAUCUGCUGUCUCACCAUUUGCAUGCUUAUCUGGAGUGGCUGAUGAUGAUCUAUUUCACGGGGAGAACAUUAAUAAUGCUGUACUACGCUCCCUUGGAAUUAAUGUCAAAAACUGCCCUCUGCUUUAUUUGAAGAAGUAUGAUAAUCAAGGAAGAAGCUUGCCACUCAACGCAUAUGCACUAGACUUUUAUAAGCACGGCUCUUUGACUGUUGUGGCAACUGAUAACUGGCUAAAUGAAGGAGAUGCAUACUACCUCCUCAAGGACUUUCUACUCCUCAUUCAGUCUAUACGAACAUCACUGAGUGAACUGUGCGAUGAUCCAAAUGAUAACGUUCUACUGGCAUUUCAAAAACUGGCAGAAGUCUACCAAAGUAAAUUUAAUGCAGUCUGAGUCUUUUGGUUACAAUGGAUGACUAAGUGUGUUAACUAUGUGUGUGGGAUGGGGUGUAACGCACAAAAAACCUCCACAAAAAACAACCAACAAAAAUCAAAGAACCCAAACCUAAAAACCAGUACUACAUAAUAUUCUUAUCAUAUACACAUUAUCAACUAUCUUUUAAAUUAGAAAGUGACUGAAUGUUCAGAUAUAUUUCAUUAUAAAAAUUUUAGUAAAACCCAGUAUUAGAAAUGAAAGAUUACCACAGAAAAUUAUAUUAUCAUAUUAAUGUUUUAGUAAUUCUAAUGUCAAUUAAAUUAUCGCUUUUAAUACAUUUCAAAAGUAGGUAAUUGCACAUUGUGGAAUCAGAUUCUUUUCAAGCAGUGAUUUAUACUAAGUUCUCAAAUAUAUUGAACAAAUGUAAGAAUUCUGAGGAGCUAAUCUCACUAGCUGCAAGUAGGAAAGCACCAGAAACUUUCAGCUCGUUUCUUUCACGAUGAAAAUAAAAUUAACUGUUCUAAUUAUUUUAUAAGGUUUUUUUAAUAAGGUUUUAAUUUUUAUAAUAUUUUCUAUAUAUUUUAUAAGGUUUUAAUAUGUAGUACCUUCAUGAAUGUUUGCAGAAGCUCUUAACUCUGACUGCAGC